This is a messenger RNA of Penaeus vannamei (Pacific white shrimp), 588 nucleotides long. NCBI's taxonomy places the organism in Eukaryota, Metazoa, Arthropoda, Malacostraca, Decapoda, Penaeidae. The record is from RefSeq and is a predicted model, not a curated record.
AACGAGCCUCUUCUGGACCACGACUUGGUACGUAAGGACGGUCGCACUCCCGCCCUCAGACUCAGGUUCGGCAAGCGUGACACGCCCUUCGCCCAGGAGGAGGACGUGGCCACUCCGGAGCAGUAAGGGACGAGGCAGGUUCCGCGACGCUCACGCCCCUCGAGGUUCCGUAGUGUCCUAGCAACCGACAUUCCCCCGCCCGUCCCCGCGCCCCUCCCCCCCCCCCACGCCCACGCCCACGCCCAUACGCCCUUCGGCAGCGGCCUCCAGCGAGCAAGUCUCUCCAGCAGCGCAGCCAAGGACACCCGAGCGGCUCCCCCGACGGCCCCGACGCCCCGCGAGGAAGGAGCCGCGGCCGCAGGAGGGAAGGUCGCCGCCGCCGCCCGCGCCUCACGAGGGCGCCGCUGCCUCGCCCGGGGCGCGCGGGCGGCCCUCGGGCGCUUAGACGUCCACGAGGGCUUAGUAGACAUGUAUACAUACAUACAUAAAUACGCCCAUACAUAUAUACAUACAUAUAUACAUACCCUCAUACAUAUAUGCAUACAUGUAUACAUACAUACAUACAUAAUACAUGCAUACUUACAUACA